UCAGUAAACUGACACUAGAUAGCGCUACUUAUUAUUCCAACAUCUUUCCAUCUCAAGGAAAAAGGAAAAUAUCCAAAAGUAUCCUUUAAAAGAACAGUUCUAUAGCUGAAAAUGACGGAAGUAGAUACAGAUAUCGCUGAUAUUGUUAAAAGGGAAACACAUUUCCAAGAAUACUUUAAGAACUUUUCAUCACAAUUAAUGAAACUUAUUGACCAGGGUGAAAUUGUAAAAUUAUGUAACAACGAUAUUCUUAUCGAUACAAGUUUACUUCAAGAUCAUUUGUCCUCAAAGUCUUCGCUGUUUCAAGUUGAAUCUCUUCAAGAUUUUGAAACAAGUCUUGGCAUCCUUGGCUUCCAUCUCAGAGAACAUAAUGAAUACCAAAAAUUACGAUUUUCAAACUUAACUUUCAACCUAGGAGGGUCAACUUUCAUUGGUAAUUGGAAAAAGAUAUUAAAAAAGGAUUCAAAGCCUACGAAGAAAAUUCAUUGCAUAAAAAAUCUUCAAUUUCUAAAACGUCUUUCGGAAAAGCACAAAUCUAAUAAAGUUAAACUUUCGAGACUGGAUCUUGCUAAAAUUAAAUUACAAUUUGCACUUAGAAAAACAGUGAAACCAUUGGAAGUUGGUGAAGAAUCUCCAAAGAUUGAUGAACCAGAUUAUGUCAAAAGUAAUGAAAUUGCUGGGUAUUACGGAGAAGUUUCCAUCGAUCAAUUAAAAGUUGGAUUUCAACAUCUAUAUCCUGUUUAUGAUGAAAAGUCUCCCGAAGUCUCGAUAAUGGACGAAGAGCCAAUAUUCGUUGACGUUGUUCGGGAAGAAGUUGUUCCACUUCAAUCUUCUCCACCAAUAACAAAGCCAAAGAAAAAAUAUGCAAAAACAUCAAAAACAACUCGUACAGCUAAGAAGGAAGUUUCUGACGCUCUUUUGUUCCUACACAAGGAAACUGUAAAGAUCUUCAACAUUCAAUUUAUGACUUUGACACUCAAUUUGAGCUCGAUUGAUGAGAAUACGUGCAUCGGCGUGAUAAGUUUUGUGAUAUUCUUCUAUUUUAAUUGUUCUAUGGCCCUGCAGAGGAAAUUACCUACAAAAAUAUUUCAAACGACAGCCCAUUCACAGAAAGUAUCAUGCCUAGAUAUCGGUGAAACCGGCAGAGUUCUUGUGACUGGAGGCCAAGAUCGUCUUGUCAAUCUUUUCGCAAUUGGCAAUGACAAACCAAUUCAGUCACUUGACGGUCAUCAUUCUCGUGUCGAAUCCGUUCGAUUCACCAAUAACGACGACUAUGUUUACUCAGCGGAUGAAAAUGGAAUCAUCAAAAAGUGGGAUCUCAAUAAUUGCGACAACAAUUCGACCUUCUAUGGACACAUGAAAAGUGUGAAAAGUUUAGAUUUUCAUCCUUACGGUGACUAUUUAGUGUCUGGAAGUCACGAUACAAGCGUUAGAUUAUGGGACACAAAGAACAAUGAGUGCAUUAAAAAGUACCGCGGGCACAUAGCGAACGUAAAUUCUGUGAAAUUUUCACCCGAUGGUUCGUGGAUUGCAUCGGCCGGUACAGAAGGUUCCGUCAUUAUAUGGGACGUUAGAAUGAGCAAUAAAAUACUCGAGUUUAUCGAAAAUGGUUCUCCCGUCACUUCUUUACAAUUUCAUCCAUAUGAGUUUCUCAUGGCUGCCGGUCGUAACGAUGGAAGUGUCGAUUUAUAUGACUUGGAAAGUAAACAAAUGAUAUCAAGAAUUGAACGACGCGAAGCAGGAGGAAAUUCAGUUAAAUGUAUAACAUUCAGUGACAAUGGCGAUUGUUUGUUUGUUGGAACGACUCAGAAUAUCUCGGUGUUGGGUUGGGAGCCAGACCGUGAAUUUGAUCGGAUUGAGUCGACGUGGAGUCAUCUUGGAGACAUGAAAGUUCUCAAUGGAAAGCUUAUUUGUGGAGGAUUUGAGAAUCGAAUGGUUUCUGUCCACGCAAUCAGUCUCGACAAAGUGAUUCCCUUUUAUAAUCCUGCCAAUGUAGUCUUCAAUCAUCAACAAAGUUCGAGGAAAUCAUUCAGCAAAGGUAAUGGAAAAUUGCGUUUAUCACUUGACAAAACAAAAUCAAAUGGAAGCAAGACAAGUGAACUGGCGCUUGACAGUGGUGGUUUAUCGUCACCAAACCUUUCAAUUGAAAUGAUUGAUGAAGAAAUGGAACCUUUAUCAUUUCCAAUGCCAACCACUGAUGAUAAUCAAUUUGAGUUUUAUGCUUUAAGCAAAUAUAAGAACGCAAUUGACUAUGGAAACAAUCUCACAACAAAUGGGACAGGGGAAGAGAAGUAUCAGCUCAGUAAGAUAAUUAAUGAAGAUCAUCAAGAAUCGACGACGAUUGUUCAUGGAUUUCCAUUGCCUGAUCCUGAUGGAUUCAAUUACAAGCCGACAAAUAUCGAUGGUUACAGCAGUGACUUAGAUUAUUAUUCACCAAAUCGUUUCAUCCUUUCGAAUGUGUCAGCACACGAAGAUUUCACUGUAAAAAGCGCACAACAACCAGACUAUGCCCCAAAAUUGCCUACAACAAAUGUGAAACCAAUGACAGCAAAGCAAAAGAUGCUUGAGAAUCAUGACAAGCGAAGAUCGUCACCGCCUGGUGCUGUUCGACCGACAAAUCUGAGAAAGAACAACAGCGUUAGUACCGUGGACUUGAGUAAGAUUGAUGAGCAAUUUUCAAGUAUUUCUACGUCGAGUCGCAAGCCAAUUUCUCGUGGAUCAUCACCAAUCAGAUCGUCAGCAAAUUCAAAGAUUCGGAAAAGUGAAUCGUCAUAUCAAGUGAAAAAUCAGAACCAGAAAAACCUCACCGUACAAUUCUUUACGAAGCCGCAACGCUCAAAAACAGCAAUUGAUAUGAAAUCAAAUAAUCGAAGUUCAAUUCCAAGAAGUGUUCAACCGCCACCGGUGGUUGCGCAUCUUCCACCUUCACAUAACAUUCAGCCAAUGUCAAUUCCAACAUCUUACAAUCCGACAAUGUCAUAUGAACAACAUAAUUAUAACAACAGCGGCAGCUUUGAGACAUCAAGUGAAGCUCAUGAACUGCAAAAUGUGUCGACUGGUCACGAUACAAUCUUCAACACGUUGUGCAAUCGAAUAACAAGUUUGGAUAUGAUAAGAAAUCAAAUGAGAACGCAAGAUUUACUUGCAGCUUUGAGAGCAGCAGCGAGAAUAAAAGACGAUUCGGUGAUUGUUGACUUCCUUGGUGCAAUUCUCGAGAGAAAUGCUGCUUGGACACUCGACAUGUGUGUGUUGGUUCUUCCGAGUAUCUUCGAACUUCUACAAAGCGAUUAUAAGUUCCAUUGCCAACGAGCUUGCGAUAGUCUGAGAAUUAUUAUAAAAGAAUUUCUGCCAAUAAUUCAAGCAAACUGCGAUCCGUGGUCGCCUGCAAGGAGUCUUGGUGUUGACAUAACCCGCGAAGAGAGAGCACAAAAGUGUUUGGAAUGUCGUAGUUGGCUGCUGAAGAUUCGAUGUUUGCCAGAGAAUGAUAAGAUUGGAAAUUCCCUUCAACCUCUUCAAAACAUGAUUGUUGAUAUUUGAAACAAUUCUAGAGCAGCUUCAGGUUUUUUAAUUAUUAUUUCUUUAUUUCUUGUUGACUUUCUUUCGAUCUUUAUUCGCUCGCUUAAAGCCAUUUUUUAACAAAAUAAUAAAAUUUAUCUUUAUUUUUAAAUUAAAUUCCUUUGUCUCGUCUGUCAUUGUAAAUGUCAUUGACUUACUUUCUAUGAACUGGAGAACAUACAUUUUGCUAUAAUUAAGACUGAUAAAUUAACAAAUGUAAGUUACGAGAACAAAAGUUCUUCAAAAGAAACAAUUUUGUGAGUUCUUUAACAUCGCGAACCGUCCAAAAAUUUUUUUUUUCUGUCAUUUAAAAUUUGAAUAAUAAUUUACGUCUUACGAUUAAUCACAAUAACAUGCGUGGGUGUGAAAAUAUUUUUUUAAAUUUUUGUUUUGUUUUGAUUGUUCUCGAAGAACGAAGUUUCGUCAAUGAGAUUAAUUUGGCAGAAUUUGAAGUAAAAAAAAUAUCAGAAAUCGAUUAGUGAACUAAGCUUGAAGGAAGACAAGAUUUAUUCAAUUAACUGAGACCAUCUUAAGACAUUGCUCAAUAAAUAUAAAGAAACAUGACAUUCUUGUCGGCAACGUUUGGUUGUUUCUAAAAUUAUUUAAUCAGAAAUCUUUCUCAGUCAUUUAAAUUAAAUUAAUUGGCUGACUAAUUGAUAUCAAACUUUCCUUAAACUAAAAGUUUAUUUAAGAAUCUUCCCACAUUUCAACUUCACAAGACAAUAAACAAUAUUUUAACGUGAUAAUUUUAAUAAAAAAUAAUUUCUUUCGGCUUUCUUUUGAUUAUUUUUAUUUUUUUCUGCGAUUACAAAUUAAAAAUUCACAACAAAGAUGUUUAACCAAAAAUAACAAAAUUAUUUAGAACGUGAAGAGAGGAAAAUUACUGACCUUAAUUUAAAUAAAAAAAGACAAUUUAAGAAGUUUCUUUCCAUUUAUGAAUGCCAUAAAGUCAAGACCAGAAAAAGUUUGAAAAAUUCCAUUCGCAAUUUAAUUUAAUUUCAUUUCCAAAUGGCAAAAGAAGUAAAAAAAACAAAUUUCAAUAAUAGGAGAAAAUUAUUUAAUUUAAUUAACAGCAUAUUAAACAACACUUCAUAAAUUUCGCACGAUUUGAUGCAAAAAGUGAUAUGAAGGAGAAGAAAUAAUUUUACUAAUCUAACAAAUUAAGUUAAAGUGACUAAUAAUGAAACUUCCAUGUUGGAGAUGUUGAAAGUGCCUUCACAUGAGAUAAAAAUUUCUCCAGGUUUUUGUUUUCUUACAAAUCUUUACAAAGAUUUAAAGCUUUUCUAGCAUUGACUCAAAAUCAGCUGAAUUUUAAAGUGUUUUUAAUCCCAUAAAAUGUUUCAUUGCUUUCAAGUGAAGCCAUUCUCGUUUAACCGUCAAUUCCUUCCUUUCAUAACAUCACACAUUAGCUUAACAUUAGUUAUAUAAAUUAAUAUGAAAAUUAUUCCUCAACAUAUCAAGGAGAGAAUACUUGAAAAGUGAAUCGGCCUCAAGAAGAAAACAAAUUAAAAGAUUGAAAAAGAAACUAAAUUGCCUUCGAAAAAGUUUGUAGACAGGAAAAUUGUUUUGAUAAGUUGUAAGAAGUUUUCAUGUCACUCAGAAGCAAGUAAACAAUCCUUGUAGAAAUGCAAUUGGCGAUCAAUUUAAAUGAAAAUUCGAUCGGAGUGUGCAAAUUAUUUGUAAUGCAAAUCAGUCGUUUAUCUUUAUCACCUCACUGAAUCCUAAUAACUUUUAAUUUAAUGUUCAAUUAAUCAUUAAGUUAAUAAUCUCGUGUGUAUGAAUGAAUGAAAGAUCAAUUUUCGCGAACUUAAUCAAAAAUCGAAGAUAACUUUUAUGUAAUUAAAUUAAAAGAGAUCCCAAUUUAAGUUAUUUGAGACUAAACAAAACUUUUCAUCAUUUGUAUUUGAUUUUUCCUUUAAGAAAACUUUAUUAAUUUAAUUGAAGGAAAUAUAAACAUUAAAUAAAAUAAUUAAGAAUAAUCCAAUAAUUUAGAUGUUAAGAAGAUUUGUAUAAAAAACAUAUGAAAAUGAUUAAUUUAAUUAACCCAAUUGAAUCGAAAUAAUAAAAAGCAGUGAAUUUUAUAAUGAAUUAAAA
Clunio marinus is the source of this 5649-nucleotide messenger RNA. NCBI's taxonomy places the organism in Eukaryota, Metazoa, Arthropoda, Insecta, Diptera, Chironomidae. The record is from the annotation of a GenBank genome assembly.